Molecule: messenger RNA, 1296 nt
Organism: Epithele typhae
Lineage: Eukaryota; Fungi; Basidiomycota; Agaricomycetes; Polyporales; Epitheliaceae
Product: zf-DHHC-domain-containing protein
Exons: 10
Coding region: 1-1296 (431 amino acids)
Molecular function (GO): palmitoyltransferase activity
Source: RefSeq, a predicted model, not a curated record
AUGGGCCGCAUCACCGACAGGCUCUUUGUGGUGUUUACGACAUCUCUCAUUGGAUUCAUCGCGUACUCUUCCCAGAUCUUCGUCAUUUGGCCAUGGUACGGACGGGUGCUGUCCAUUGAGCUCAUACAACUACUGCUUCCAUUUAAUGUUUUGGUGGGCCUGCUGCUGUGGAACUAUCGUUUGUGUGUCAUUACGGAGCCUGGUCAUGUACCAUCGACAUGGAGACCGGACUUUCAGGAUGAAGAUGGCUACGAAGUCAAGAAGCUCACCCGAGGGCCACGGUACUGCCGUUCCUGCGAGAACUACAAGCCACCCCGAGCGCAUCACUGCAGACAGUGCAAACGCUCAUACUCCUUCACAGACCACCAUUGUCCGUGGGUCAACAACUGCGUCGGUUACUUCAACUACGGCCACUUCAUUCGCUUCCUCUUUUUCGUCGAUCUGGCUUGCUCAUAUCAUGCCGUAAUGCUCACCAAACGAGUUCUUUCUGCAUCGAACGCCUUCUGGGAUGAACCAAGUGGAACGGAAAUUAUCUUUAUUGUUCUCAACUAUGCUACAUGUAUCCCAGUACUGCUUGCUGUCGGCAUCUUCAGUCUUUACCAGUUCUACUCUCUGAUCAGCAAUACUACCACCAUUGAGGGAUGGGAGAAGGACAAGGUUGCGACCCUCGUCCGUCGCGGGAGAAUACACGAGAUCAAAUACCCAUACCACCUUGGGAUGCGCAAGAAUAUCGAGUCAAUGCUUGGCAAGAACCCUUGGUUGUGGUGCCUGAGGUACCCGCUUGCCGAUGGUGAUGGUACUGUUGGUGUAGAAUGGCCCCCCAAAGACCCAGAGGCGUACGAGUACCCGGACGAAGAUCCCCACCACCAAUUCGAACUUCCCGACUCUCCCUGGACGUACGAGAAUAACUCUGUCAACCCCCUUUUGCAGCCGACCCAGACACGCCGCCGGAAGAACGCUCGUAACGGCGAGCACUCCGCCGUUCCCCCGUAUCAUCCGGACUACUACCACCAGGACACCCCCGCACCGUACGCCGCGGACUCCGACGGAGAAGAUGACGAGGACGAGAGGACGCCUAUUCCGUGGGCGCGCUCCGGCCGAUAUGAAGUCAAACCGAUCGACCGGGAGGCAAUGUUGCGACACUACGUCGAAGACCGCACGACAGAACCCGGCCGGUACAAUGUUUAUGUGCCAGAUCCGCCGAGCGAGCCCGAUACCGAGGUGGAAGACGAGGUCCCGCUGACAGUAAAGGUCGAGCAAUGGCGCGCUCAGGACCUUGCCAGUGUCAGCGCGUAA